UGUAUAUAUUAGAAACCCGCCGACCUCUUCUCCCCAACACUGUUUCUACUGCUAACACACAAACCCCAACUUCUCAUUUUUCAUUUCCACCCCCAAACUUUUAUCGGUGCAUUUCAGUCCCCCGCGGAGUCCGUAUGCAACAACACCCGUCUCCUCCGGAAUCACAGGCGGCGGAGAUGGGGCCGGAGAGAAUCAGAAGAAAGAAUCCGAAGAACAAGAAACGAGAGAUAGAGGAAGAGGGAAGCCAGAGGGGUGUUUCUAGGCAUCCGAGUUUUAGAGGGGUCAGAAUGAGACAAUGGGGAAAAUGGGUGUCGGAAAUCAGAGAACCGAGAAAGAAGUCGCGGAUAUGGCUGGGGACAUUCUCCACGCCCGAGAUGGCGGCGCGUGCGCAUGACGUGGCGGCUCUGGCCAUCAAAGGCGGUGGAGCCCACCUCAACUUCCCGGAGCUCGCCUGCUUCCUUCCCCGCCCCGCGAGCUCCGACCCCAAAGACAUCCAGGCGGCUGCUGCUGCCGCGGCGGCGGAGGUGGCCGAGCCACCGCGAUCUCCGGCCAGCACGGUUACGUCAUCGUUGACGUCAUCCCCUCUGUCGGCCGCCGUCGCGGACGACGCCUUCACCGACCUCCCCGAUCUCUUGCUCGAUGACGUGGCCCACAAGAUCGACGGUUUCUGGGAUUCGCUGUCGUACGAAGAACCCUUUUUCUUGGAGAAUUAUUAAGAAAGAGAGAUGGGUUCAGCUCGGUCGGUUCCCAGCUUCUGUCGCCGGAGAACAGGGAUCCAGGCGGAGCUUUGCGGCGGAGACAUUGCCGGCGAAAGGAUUCCGAUCGGAAAAGGUGUAGCCUUUUUUGUGGGUUUGGUGGGAAAAUCUGUGUACGUGUGCCAAAGGUUCCAUUGUGUGAUGUGUAAGUAAAGGUUUUUUGUACAAAUACGAUUUAUGUGACAAAGUCCCAUGUUUGCUUA
Messenger RNA from Tarenaya hassleriana, 958 nucleotides. Its product is annotated as ethylene-responsive transcription factor ERF039-like. Lineage: Eukaryota; Viridiplantae; Streptophyta; Magnoliopsida; Brassicales; Cleomaceae. Gene Ontology annotation, molecular function: DNA binding; DNA-binding transcription factor activity. The transcript has 2 exons. The record is from RefSeq and is a predicted model, not a curated record. Gene Ontology annotation, biological process: regulation of DNA-templated transcription. Bases 135 to 716 code for a protein of 193 amino acids.